AUGGAGCCACGCAGACGACUUCCCAAAAUUCUUUGCCUUCACGGCAGCGGCACCAACAUUGACAUCUUCCAAAUCCAAAGUCGCAAGCUACGAGGCCACCUCAAAGAUCAUUUUCGCUUCGUCUUCGUCAACGCUCCAUUCUCUUCGCCUCCCGGUCCAGGAGUUCUCCCUUUCUUUGACAGCGACGACGACUUUUUCGCCUGGAUCCCGCAAAGGCGCCGUUCUCGGAAGCCUCUUGCAAGACGUAUAGAUCUCGGGAAAGAGGAGAAAGAGGCAAACGAGGGCUUGAAAAGAGCUCUCUUGGAGAUCGGAGAGUAUGACAGUCCAUUUGUGGGAGUGAUGGGUUUCUCGCAAGGUGCUGGGAUGGCCGCAAGCCUCCUACUUCUUGCACAGCAAGCCCGCAAUCGCGGAGAGAGAUCCUAUUGGAGCAGUCUACAGUUCGGCAUCAUGUUCAAUGGGACAGCGGAUUGUCUAGAGUGGCAAGCUCAUCGCUCGAGUCAGCAGCUAGAGGAUGAUUUGAUUCGGAUCCCGACCGUUCAGGUCCAUGGUCUUGUGGAUCCUUGGCUCAAAAACGGGAGGAUGAUGCUUGACAGGUUUUUUGAUAGAGAUACUGUGCGUUUGAUCGAGUUCAAUGGGGGUCAUCAUUUGAUUCCUGACGAGGAUGGGACGAGGAAGUUGGCGGAGGCUAUCAAGGAUGUAAGUAGUGGAACAUCGAAAGUCACGUGGUGGAAUGCUGCAGUUGAGAGCAAGAUUCGGAAAGAUCCUGUUGUUACGAUCGAUGAAAUGGUGUUUAUCUGA
Molecule: messenger RNA, 798 nt
Organism: Cadophora gregata
Lineage: Eukaryota; Fungi; Ascomycota; Leotiomycetes; Helotiales; Ploettnerulaceae
Exons: 1
Coding region: 1-798 (265 amino acids)
Biological process (GO): secondary metabolite biosynthetic process
Cellular component (GO): cytoplasm; nucleus
Source: RefSeq, a predicted model, not a curated record